Aspergillus tanneri is the source of this 4515-nucleotide messenger RNA. RefSeq names its product putative ABC multidrug transporter. Bases 1 to 4515 code for a protein of 1504 amino acids. Gene Ontology annotation, molecular function: ATP binding; ATP hydrolysis activity; ABC-type peptide transporter activity. The transcript is spliced from 4 exons. Gene Ontology annotation, biological process: transmembrane transport. Gene Ontology annotation, cellular component: membrane; fungal-type vacuole. The record is from RefSeq and is a predicted model, not a curated record. NCBI's taxonomy places the organism in Eukaryota, Fungi, Ascomycota, Eurotiomycetes, Eurotiales, Aspergillaceae.
AUGGAGUACAUCCCAGGAAUCUCUCAGUAUCCUCUUGCUGCUUCAACAUGGCGAGCCGCCGAAAGGGCGGUCAUUGCGUCCCCCAACAGUGGCCGCAUACAGAGGGAAAUAUGGGAGUACCGAACCCAGAAGCUCUCGGCUUUCAUAGCCGCGGGGGAUCUUCAUCUCGCAAUGUUGUUGUUGUCAUGCAUGAUUGGUCUUGUUUCCAUGAGUCUACGCCAUGGAGCACGUUUCUGCAAGUCAAAGCGCGGACCCCAUUCGGACGUUGUUGGAGAUGACAGUGCUGAGAUUGUCACCUCCAUCCCUUUUGCAUUAAUGCAUAUAGCCGCAUCUGUAGCAGCAUGCUGCCUCAGCUGUGUAGAAAUAUGGUAUGGAGCGAGCUGGAAGCGAGCUCUUUUAUUGAGUUAUGCAGUGCUUUUAGGACUAGCUCGACUCUGUGUGAGGGAUCAGGGCUAUCGAACUCAUCUUUGUCGUCAUAUCAAUAAUAUUUAUUUGGUCACAUUGGUGCUUUGCUGUAUACAAGAAUUGCUACCAAUGAUAAUUAUUGGUGCAACGUACCGCCCAAGAGGCACCGCAUCUGCGUUGGUAGCUUGCCUCGCUGCCGUGGUGAUCAUCGAACUCGGUACGCCUCGACCACGUCGUGGUGUUUUCCCAACUGAUGUGGAGAUCGAGGAACGGAGAAUUGUGGACGAGACGUCUCCAGAGGAGACAUGUUCUCUCUUCUCGUACUACUGCUCAUAUGAGUGGAUCACAUAUGUGAUUCUGCGCGGCUGUCGAAGGGAUUUGACGAUGGAUGACCUGCCUCCAUUGCCUUCCUAUGACGAGCCAUCUAAAUGGUUGAAGAAGAUUAAGAGACAGCGCCUCAGAGGAGGGAAAACAUUUCGAACCCUGUGCAGAUUGCUUAAAACGGAAAUCAAGAGAAUGAUGUUCUGGUCGGCCGUUACGGCGGUGGCUGAGUUUGUUGCACCGUACGCCAUGUUGCGAUUGCUCGCGUACUUGGAAGAUCCCGUCUCUGCUGUGGUGCACCCUGGGUGCUGGAUCUGUCUUCUUUUUGCUGGCCCUAUGAUGCGAUCACUUUGCUAUCAACAGUAUAUUUUUACAGCCACGCGGCUUCUCGUACGCGUCAAUGUUUCUCUUGUUCAGGAGAUAUAUGAAACUGCUAUGCGGUCAUACAUAUAUGAUGAUUCUAUAGACCGCUCUGACAAGGGAAACAAGGGCUCAUCAAAGGGGGCGUCCAAGUCUGGCCAAGCCAAUUUAACCAGUCUGAUGUCGUACGAUGUCGAUGCCAUUUACAACUCUCGAGACAUAUUCUAUGUUUCCACUGCGGGUCCAGUUUCUAUUACGAUUGCCCUGGUAUUCCUCUAUCGGAUGAUUGGGUGGUCGUCAUUGAUUGGUGUCCUGGCACUUCUGUUCUUAACUCCUCUCCCAGCAUUGGCAUCCCGUAGGGUCUCUAGAAUCCAGCGGUCUGUUAUGCAAGCUACCGAUGCCCGGCUUGCUAAGAUUUCCGAGUAUCUGAACUCCAUACGCACUUUGAAAUAUUUUGGUUGGGAACAUGCUGCAAUGGAUUCAAUCAAUGAUGUUCGGGGUGUUGAGCAACGCCGUCUCUGGAGACGGAGUACUUAUAUGGCAGCCAUUUCAAUGGCUGGAGACUUACUCCCAAUGGUAAGUUUGUUGGUGAUGUUUUCCGCCGUAGUCUUGUUCACCGACCUUCCGCUGAGGGCACCGGUUGCUUUUACUUCGUUGUCAAUCAUGGAAACUUUGCGUGUUCAAUUCGUCUGGCUCUCAACCGUGAGCAGAUUUUCUGCCCAGGGCGCGGAGUCCCUCCGGCGAGUUGACCGGUUUUUUGACAUGGCGAGUGAAAUCAAGCGACAUCCCGAUGGGCCGUUGGAGUUGAAGAACGCAACAUUCAAGCGCACACCGAUUGCUGCAUUUAGGUUGCAGAAUGUGUCUGUAUGCUUCAAGCCACGCGCACUCAAUGUAGUGACAGGCCCAACAGGAAGUGGCAAGACUUCCCUGCUUCUCUCUCUUUUGGGCGAAACUGUCCUGGAGUCUGGAACUGCUUCCUGUGCCCGGGAUGUUGCCUAUGUGCCUCAAGUACCUUGGCUUCAGAACGAUACUAUACGCCAGAAUAUCUUGUUCUAUAGUCCCUUCGAUGAGGCUCGUUACAACCGUGUCAUCCAAGCGAGCGGGUUGACGCAGGAUCUUCAGCAACUCCCAGCUGCAGACCUUACCGUGGUGGGUGAAAGGGGAACAACGCUCUCAGGUGGCCAGAAACAACGAGUUUCUUUAGCAAGGGCUUUAUAUUCAUACUCAAGUACGCUUCUACUAGAUGAUAUAUUCUCGGCACUAGACACCCACACCACGACGUUGGUUUAUGAAAGGUGUUUCCGUGCAAGGCUUCUCUUAGAUAGAACUGUUGUACUUGUCACACGGUAUCCGCCUGCUGUACAGGAUGCUGAACUGGUGGUUCGCCUAGAGCAUGGCAAGGUGGUUUCUAUCAAAGCCGGUACAAGUGCCCGGCAACCUCUCAUACCCACACCAUGCAGUACUCCUGAAACAGGAACGAGCUACUCGACACCUCUCAAUGAACAGCAAAGGGUAGAGCUGGAUGAGAUUCUUUCGGAAUCCACGGCAAUUUUGGUCCCGACCAUUGCUGAUGCACAAACCGCGUCCAAGGGUCAACACAUGGCUAAAGAAACAUCAGCCACUGGACGUGUACCUCGCGCUUUAUUCUUCCAGUACAUGGUUCUAUUUGGUGGGCCAUUAUACGCGCCCUUGGUCAUACUGGUGACUAUUGCAGUGCAAUUUGCGUAUUUCGGUAUUACAUACUGGCUCUCUAUCUGGACGGGAGCCUAUGAAGAAUACGAAAACCCGAAUGCCUUGUUCUACUUGGUGAUAUAUGCCACGUCAAUUGCCACUUAUCUUCUGCUGCAGCUCACGAAUAACCUCGUAUAUCAAUAUGGAAGCUGGGUUGCUGCCAAAAAGAUGCAUAAAAAAUUGGUCACUGCGCUGUUGUCUGCUCCGAUUACCUGGUUUGACGAGAAUCCAAUCGGACGUGCAAUAAACCGCUUCGGGAACGAUACUCGGUCGAUGGAUACAACACUCGUUAAUUGGUUGCGCAUGUCGAUAGAGAAUGGACUGCGCUUUUUGUUCCGGAUUGCCAGUGUUGCAUCCAUCAUGCCUAUAUUUGCACUCCCUGCUGCGGUGAUCUGCACGGCUGGAUUCGUCAUUGGAGAGAUGUACACCCGCGCCCAGGUUUCCAUCAAACGGCUAUGCUCCGUGAAUUACUCACCUGUGUUCUCACACUUCACCGAUUCCCUCGCCGGCUUGAGUGUGAUCCGGGCUAGACACGGAAUGGGCGAUAUCUUCCAACGUCUCCUGGCCGAAAAGCUGGCCGUGCAUGCGCGGUCCGCAGAGGCGCAGUACAACUGCAACCGCUGGGUCUCCGUCCGGUCAGACUUUUGCGCCGCCUCCGUAGCUGCCUCCGCGGGAUGUGUGGCAUGCUUCUGGGCCGGUUCAGCGGGACUCGUUGGGUUUUCGCUGACCAAUGCCAUUGGGCUCAGCCAGACGAUUUUAACGUUGGUACGAUCAAUGAAUGAGCUCGAGGUAGAGCUCAACUCGUUCCAGCGCAUGCGCGAGUAUGCAGAUAUUGAGCCUGAAGAACGAGCCCUCGACAAGCAAGCCAUGCUCCAGGCGGUACCAGCAAGCUGGCCCACACAGGGGCGGGUUGAAUUCCACAACGUCACUGCGCGUUACCUGCCAGAUGGGCCGGACGUUUUACGCGGAGUCUCGUUUGUCGCGAACCCCGGCGAACGGGUCGGCAUCGUGGGGCGAACCGGCAGUGGUAAAAGCACCUUGGGACUCUCUCUACUUCGUUUCGUCGACAUCGUGGGAGGACGAGUGACGAUUGAUGGAGUGGACAUCAGCACGAUCCUACUGAAGCGUCUGCGCACGAGCGUUACGCUUAUUCCUCAGGAACCCGUUCUAUUCUCGGGUGACGUGCAUUCCAACCUCGACCCGUUCGGCGAAUCCAGCGACACCGAACUGCAACAUGCUUUAUCGGCAUGCACAUCUAUCCGCGUCGCAGAGGGCAACCAUGAAGAACAUGCAGAGGGCAAGACCACACAUCCUCUCACAUUGGAUACGCUCGUUGCCGCCAACGGAGAAAACUUUAGCCAAGGACAGCGACAGGUGCUCAGUCUGGCUCGAGCCAUGUGUCGGCGGUCCAAAGUCGUGCUGCUAGACGAGGCGACUGCUUCUGUGGAUCAUGAGACAGACAUGCACAUGCAGCGGGUUUUGCGAUCUAUGUUUCCUGAUUGCACCAUCAUAGCGAUUGCACAUCGACUGCGGACUAUUAUGGAUUAUGACCGGGUUCUUGUAAUGGCCGAUGGGGAGAUCGUAGAGAGCGAUUCGCCCACCAACCUGGUCAAGAAGCGGGGAAUUUUCUGGGAUAUGCUACGGAACACGGGGGAAUAUGAUGAGCUGAUUGAGAUGAUCGAGGAAUCAGAGCUUUGA